Vavraia culicis subsp. floridensis is the source of this 414-nucleotide messenger RNA. RefSeq names its product translation initiation factor eIF-1A. Gene Ontology annotation, molecular function: RNA binding; translation initiation factor activity. Gene Ontology annotation, cellular component: cytoplasm. The record is from RefSeq and is a predicted model, not a curated record. The transcript has a single exon. Gene Ontology annotation, biological process: translational initiation. The coding region runs from base 1 to 360 and encodes 119 amino acids. Lineage: Eukaryota; Fungi; Microsporidia; Pleistophoridae.
AUGCGAAAGAAAGGUGGUAGGAGCAAAAACAUAAACGCACAAAGAACGAUGAUAUAUGCAGAACCAGGUAUAAGUGAGUAUGGUCAAGUCACUCGUGCACUCGGCAAUGGCAGAUUCGAGGUGGUAGGCACGGAUUCGUCUACCCGGGUAUGUAAAGUACGUGGCAGCAUGUAUAAGAGAGUGUGGAUACAAAUCAACGACAUUGUUUUAGUUUCCAAUAGAGAAGAGGACAACAAGGGAGAUAUCAUGCACAAAUAUUUUCUCUAUGAAAUAAAACAGCUCAAAGAUAGCAAGUUAAUACCGGAAAACUUUUCGGGCGAUAAAGAAAAUGCGGCAGCUAUUGAGUUUGCUCAUAUUUGAUAAAUUAAAUGAACGUAUUUGCGUUUUUUGAUAAACUACUUUUUCAUUUGCGUG